Messenger RNA from Cherax quadricarinatus, 4431 nucleotides. Its product is annotated as low-density lipoprotein receptor-like. Gene Ontology annotation, cellular component: plasma membrane. Gene Ontology annotation, molecular function: protein binding. The record is from RefSeq and is a predicted model, not a curated record. NCBI's taxonomy places the organism in Eukaryota, Metazoa, Arthropoda, Malacostraca, Decapoda, Parastacidae.
AUUCUAGCAGUAUUAAUGACACAAUUAUCUCUAUUCACACCACGGCAGUGUGAAACCUUCAUGUUCAGAUGUGUGGCUGGAGGCAGGUGUAUCCCGUCACAGUGGCGGUGUGACAGUGAGUUAGACUGUGGUGACGGCAGUGACGAGGAUGGAUGUAACGUCACAACUUCCCCUCCGAACGAAAGUCCACUAACACUGUGUCCAGACAACCAGUUCAAGUGUCUUCAGGAAGAUCUCUGCAUCCCGGACUUCCUCACGUGUGAUGGCAAGAACGACUGCACUGAUGGCAGUGACGAGCUACUGUGUCUCACUACUAUAAUCACAGAGAUUCCACAACAGAUUAGGUGUGGUGAGAACAAGUUCCAGUGUGUGAGCAAUGGUGUGUGUAUCUCCGCCCAGUGGAGGUGUGAUAACUAUAGUGAUUGCCUGGACAACAGUGAUGAAUUGGGCUGCAGCACCGAAUCCUUCUUAACUUCUCCCUCGUCUACAAAAAUUCCUCAUCCAGUCACGCUGCUGCCAUCACCGCCGCCACCAAUACCACCAACAACACCUCCACUAACAUCUACCACGGAAAAUACUGGAAAUCUAUUUAGCACAACACCUGUGCCUCCCAAGAUCGGGUGUGGUGAGAACAAGUUCCAGUGUGUGAGCGAUGGUGCGUGUGUCCUCGCCGAGUGGAGGUGUGAUAAAUAUAGUGACUGCCUGGACAACAGUGAUGAAGAGGGCUGCAUCCCUGGAAUCUUCACCAUUCCCUGGUCCACAAAUAUUCCUCCUCCUGUCCUGCUGCUGCCAUCACCACCACCACCACCACCAUCACCGCCACUAACAACUACCACAGAAAAUACUGGAAAUCUAUUGAGUACAACACCUGUGGCUACCAAGAUCGUGUGUGGUGAGGACAAGUUCCAGUGUGUGAGCGAUGGUACAUGUAUCCCCACCCACUGGAGGUGCGAUAACUAUGGUGACUGCCUGGACAACAGUGAUGAAAAGGACUGCGAUACCGGAUCCUUCACCUUUCCCUGGUCCACAAAUAUUCCUCCUCCUGUCCUGCUGCUGCCAUCACCGCCGCCGCCACCACCAUCACCGCCACUAUCUACUACCACAGAAAAUACUGGAAAUCUAUUGAUCACAACACCUGUGGCUCUCGAGAUCUGGUGUGGUGAGGACAAGUUCCAGUGUGGGAGAGAUGGUGCGUGUAUCCCCGUCCAGUGGAGGUGUGAUAACUAUGUUGACUGCCUGGACAACAGUGAUGAAGAGGGUUGCAACACCGGACCCUUCACAUUUCCCUGGUCCACAAAAAUUCCUCCACCUGCUCUGCUGCUACCAUCACCACCACCACCAUCACCAUCACCACCACCACCACCAUCACCGCCACUAACAACUACCACAGAAAAUACUGGUAAUCUAUUGAUCACAACACCUGUGGCUCCUGAGGUUUAUUGUUACGAAGGUAUGUUCCAGUGCUCGCCCAAUUCACCUUGCAUCCCAGAAGCCUGGAAGUGCGACGGGGAAAAUGAUUGUUCAGAUGGUAGUGAUGAGGAGAACUGUUACCAGUUUACUUGCCCCGAAGAUAAGCUGCAGUGCCCUGGGCACGAAAUCUGCAUCCUGGCGUCGUGGAGGUGUGACGGCAUCACAGACUGUCCCGACAAGAGCGACGAAUUGUUAUGCGCCACUACACCACAGGACACCCUCUACCACGAGUUCCCGACACCAUCGCCACUACCACCAUCAACACCACCACCACCAACGGAAUUUGUCACCUUGCAGACUACCACACCACAACCAACAACACCACAAAUGACUUCGGAAAUGCCACCAACCCACUUUGAGCACCUAACCACACCAGAAACCACAACAGGAGUGACAACGCCUCAACCCAAUACAUCGUCCAGCACCCCUGGGGACCAGUGUGACAGCAGCAUGUUCCGGUGCAUGAAAAGCGGAGGCUGCAUCUGGCCCAUCUUCGUUUGCGACGGCGUCACCCACUGUGACGAUGGUACAGACGAAGAGAACUGCACCCCGCCUCCCCAGAAAGCAUGUACGGAGAGCCAGUAUGAUUGCGGCGGUAAGGGCGGAUGUAUCAUGCUUCACUUCCGCUGCGACGGCUUCCCUGAUUGUCCCGACAAUUCGGACGAGAUGGGAUGCUCCAAUGAUGUUCCCGACCUUAAGAGUACUCCUGACCUUCCCACUGUCUACACGGUGCCUUCGACCACAACCACCACCAGCCUCCCGCCAUUAACCAUCACCGUCACCCCACCGAUCACCACCACCUACUUACCACCAACCAGUUUCGCCGAUUUCCCGUCUACCGCAAUCCAACCACAGCCCACCAUUACCACAAGAGCCCUGGCAGCCGGAGCCUGCCUGCCGGAGUUGGGUCAGUUUCUCUGCAGGGUGGACAACCUAUGCCUGCCAGCCUCCAGCGUCUGUGACAAGAAACACGACUGUGCUGAUGGAUCUGACGAAGGUCUCGGCUGUGAGAUUCCUUGUCCCAUCAACACCUGCAGCCACGACUGCAUGGUCACGCCCAACGCCUACCAGUGCACCUGUCCUCCUGAGUUCUUCCUUGACAACAACACCUGCAUGGAGGGGCCCCCACCAGCCUUCCUGCUUGUUACGAUGGGUCGACGUCUGGAAGCAUUCUCCUUAGACGGCAUCAGGAACUUUACCAUCGUGGCUAACAAUAGUGCUGAGAUGCGUGGUGUGUCGUACGACCCUGUGGAGGAAGCAGCGUGCUGGAGCGAGGGUGAGGCUGGCCAGGUGUACUGCCAGAAACUGAGGGGACAACACUCUGGGCCACAGCUCGUAAUCAAUGAACCCAAGGCGAGGUUUGAGGGAGUGGCUAUUGACUGGCUGGGGAGGAAUGUGUAUGCAGUUGACAGCCUCAACAGGCGCAUCCUUGUAUGCAGCCUGUCUUCAGCAUCUUCCUCUUCCUCCUGUACUACCUACACCACCUUUACUUCGGGUGUCGACUCUCCCAAAGCAAUUCAACUCGACCUCAAAAAAAAGAUGAUGUACUGGACGAGUAAGGAGGGGUCGACAAUACACCGUGCUGGUAUGGAUGGUUCAAGUCUGCAACAGGUGGUGGGAACAGACUCAAUACUCUCCCGACCAUCUGCCUUAACUCUUGACCAAGUGAAUCAUCACCUCUACUGGAUCGACAAUGGCAUGCAGCUACUGAAGGGCCUCAGUUAUGCUACAGAAUCAAAUGCGUCAGUGGAGACGGUGAUGCUGAGAAACGUGAAUGCUUUUGACAUGACCUUCUGGCAAGAGCGCCUCUACUGGACGGAUAACGCACGACAACAGGUGAUGAUGUGUAGCAAGAGAGACUGCUCAGACCUCCAGCCCUUCCAGACACUCGUCCAGCCCAUCAGUCUCAACGCCUGGAUCACAAUCCACCACCCCGAUAGCUUCACUCAGGCUGAAAAUCCCUGCAACACGAGUUCCUGCAGUCACCUGUGCUUGCUGUCCCCUGAAGCGGCCUUCGGUCAUGUCUGCUCGUGUCCCGACAACCUGACGCUCAAUGCUGACUCCUUCACCUGCGGCUCCACCAGCCCCAACGUCUUCCCUCCUGAGUUCCCUGACUUCUUGAACUUCCUGGGAUAAUAUACCUCUGCCUCCAAGAGGAGUCACCAACAGCCUGAGUGGUCACGAUUACCCCACCGAGGAUAAAGUCUCCGAAAGUUCUCUUACACAUUUUUUUCGAAUGUAAAUACUGCACAUGUACAUAAAGAAAAUAAUAAUGAAAAUAAUAAUAAUAAUAAUAAUAAUAAUAAUAAUAAUAAUAAUAAUAAUAAUAAUAAUAAUAAUAAUAAUAAUAAUAAUGAAAAUUAUAGUAAAAAUAAUAUCAGCAACAACAACAACAACAACAACAACAACAAUAAUAAUAAUAAUAAUAAUAAUAAUAAUACUAAUACUAAUAAUAAUAUUAAUAAUAAUAAUAGUAAUAAUAAUGCACUAAUUCUCGCUCUGAGUAACCCACAUGGGUUUGCUAAUUUAAAGAGCUAAACCAGUAUGGAUCAUUCCAUAGAAUAAGAGCUUGAUGCUGGAUCCUUCUUCGACCCACACGGGUUUAGUGCCUAAAGCACACAUAAUAAUAAUAAUAAUAAUCUGAGUCACUAUUUUCAACUAGAUAAAUUAACAUCUAUAAGAAUAACCAUAACACAUAAGGCAUGAUAUAACAGCCUGGCUGAUCGGAGACCGGGCGGUGGAUGGAGCCUUGUUGGUAGACUGAAUGGCUCACACGGGUUUAGCACCUCGUGACAAAGAAAAGAACAUAAACCGGAUAUUUUUUUAAAGCCAUACGAGAUUUAAAAUUUUAUUUCGUGAAAAAGCAAAACACUGGUCAUAUGUAGGUCGUUAAACGUAUGGAGUUUUGUAGGCUCGAUCCUCUGUUCACUAAACGCGACUCGGUAAAUAUAUAUAUAUAUA